Messenger RNA from Felis catus (domestic cat), 4259 nucleotides. It is a transcript of the gene CSNK1A1, whose product is annotated as casein kinase 1 alpha 1. Gene Ontology annotation, biological process: signal transduction; peptidyl-serine phosphorylation; negative regulation of canonical Wnt signaling pathway. The record is from RefSeq and is a predicted model, not a curated record. The transcript is spliced from 12 exons. Bases 557 to 1681 code for a protein of 374 amino acids. Gene Ontology annotation, cellular component: nucleus; cytoplasm. Lineage: Eukaryota; Metazoa; Chordata; Mammalia; Carnivora; Felidae. Gene Ontology annotation, molecular function: ATP binding; protein serine/threonine kinase activity.
GUGGGCCGCGACUCUCACGGAUCCGGUUCCGCCCUCCCUCUGGUUGCCGACCCUCCGGGGCUAGCGCCUGAGAUCCCUUUCCCAGAGUGCUCUGCGCUGUGAAGAAGCGGCUCCCGGGGACUGGGGGCAUUUUGUGUUGGCUGGAGCCGGAGUAACAAGAUGGCGGCGUCGGCGGAGUGACAGGAGUCCCUCCGGGCGGGAGCCGGCGGCAGUGGUGGCAGCGGUAUCGCCGCCCUAAACCACCGCGCCCCUUUUCCAGCCCGCGACGUCGCCGUGAAAGCGAGGCAGCGGCGGCCGCCCAGGAACAAGUGGCCCAGCCUGGUAACCGCGAGAACCCCCUCAUAAACUGCGGCCUGGCAAAAAGAAGCCGGACUGAGCGGCGGUGAUCAGGUUCCCCUUGACCGAGUCUGGGCCCUGUAACGCCUGGAAAGAGCCAGCGCUUGCCGUUUCCUGCCGCCCUCCUCCGCAGCCUGCUCAGCGGACGAGCCCCAGAGGCCUCUGUUCUCCCCUCAGAGGUGUCGGGGCUUGGCCCCAGCCUCCAUCUUCGUCUCUCAGGAUGGCGAGCAGCAGCGGCUCCAAGGCCGAAUUCAUUGUCGGAGGGAAAUAUAAACUGGUACGGAAGAUCGGGUCUGGCUCCUUCGGGGACAUUUAUCUGGCGAUCAACAUUACCAACGGCGAGGAAGUGGCAGUGAAGCUAGAAUCUCAGAAGGCCAGGCAUCCCCAGUUGCUGUACGAGAGCAAACUCUAUAAGAUCCUUCAAGGUGGGGUGGGCAUCCCCCACAUACGGUGGUAUGGUCAGGAAAAAGACUACAAUGUGCUAGUCAUGGAUCUUCUUGGACCCAGCCUCGAAGACCUCUUCAAUUUCUGUUCAAGAAGGUUCACAAUGAAAACUGUACUUAUGUUAGCUGACCAGAUGAUCAGUAGAAUUGAAUAUGUGCAUACAAAGAAUUUUAUACACAGAGACAUUAAACCAGAUAACUUCCUAAUGGGUAUUGGGCGUCACUGUAAUAAGUGUUUAGAAUCUCCAGUGGGGAAGAGGAAAAGAAGCAUGACUGUUAGUACUUCUCAGGACCCAUCUUUCUCAGGAUUAAACCAGUUAUUCCUUAUUGAUUUUGGUUUGGCCAAAAAGUACAGAGACAACAGGACAAGGCAACACAUACCAUACAGAGAAGAUAAAAAUCUCACUGGCACCGCCCGAUAUGCUAGCAUCAAUGCACAUCUCGGUAUUGAGCAGAGUCGCCGAGAUGACAUGGAAUCAUUAGGAUAUGUUUUGAUGUAUUUUAAUAGAACCAGCCUGCCCUGGCAAGGACUAAAGGCUGCGACAAAAAAGCAAAAAUAUGAAAAGAUAAGUGAAAAGAAGAUGUCCACUCCUGUUGAAGUUUUAUGUAAGGGGUUUCCUGCAGAAUUUGCCAUGUACUUAAACUAUUGUCGUGGGCUGCGCUUUGAGGAAGCCCCGGAUUACAUGUAUCUGAGGCAGCUAUUCCGCAUUCUUUUCAGGACUCUGAACCACCAGUAUGACUACACAUUUGAUUGGACAAUGUUAAAGCAGAAAGCAGCACAGCAGGCAGCCUCUUCAAGUGGGCAGGGUCAGCAGGCCCAAACCCCCACAGGCAAGCAAACUGACAAAACCAAGAGUAACAUGAAAGGUCUUAAAGAUGAGAAGUUGGAUCCAGUGAGUUAGUAUGUUUCCUUGGAAAAAAAAAAUUGUUUCUAAGCAUGAAUCAAGGAACAGAAGAAGCAGAGCAGAUGAUCGGAGCAGCAUUUGUUUCUCCCCAAAUCUAGGAAUUUUAGUUCAUAUGUACACUAGACAGUGGUUGUGAACAACCAUUUACUUGGUGUAAAGAACUUAAUUUCAGUAUAAACUGGCUCUGGGCAGCAUUGGUGAUGCCGUGUCCUGAGUUGUAGCCGCUGUAAUUGUGAAUAUUAACUGAGAUAGUGAAACAUGGUGUCCAGUUUUCUAUUGCAUUUUUUCAAGUGGAAAAGUUAACUCUAAAUGGUUGACACACACAAAUUGGUGGAGAAAUUGUGCAUAUGCCAAUUUUUGUUAAAAUCUUUUAUUUUGAACUAUACUGCUUUGAGAUCUCAUUUCAGAAGAACGGCAUGAACAGUCUUCAGCCACAGUUGUGAUGGUUGUAAAUGCUCACAAUUGUGCGUUCUUAGGGUUUAUCCACCCCUGGGGUUUGCAAGUUGUUCACUUAAAACAUUCUUAAAAUGGUUGGCUUCUUGUUUGCAAGCCAGCUUGAUACGGUAGCAACCAAAGAUUCCAGUGUUUGAGCAUUCGGAAGACUGCCUGCUUACCUGUGCUAGAAAUAACAGCAUCUAAAGUGAAGACUUAAGAAAAACUUAGUGACUACUAGAUUAUCCUUAGGACUCUGCAUUAACUCUAUAAUGUUCUUGGUAUUAAAAAAAAAAAAAAAGCAUAUUUGUCACAGAAAUUUAGUUAACAUCUUACAACUGAACAUGUAUGUAUGUUGCUUAGAUAAAUGUAAUCACUGUAAACAUCUAUAUGAUCUGGGAUUUUGUUUUUAUUUUGAAAUGGGAGCUUUUUUGUUUACAAGUUCAUUAAAAACUAAAAACUGUUUCUGUAAGGAAAUGAGAUUUUUUUUAAACAACAAAAAUGCCUUGCUGACUCACUAUGAAAUCAAAAUCUCCCCAAUUUUUUAAUAGACUACUUCAAGCCAUUUGUUACAUACAGUUCCUUUGCGAAUCAUUUUAGAUUUAGUGUUACAACUUUUCCUCAGAUUUUUUUAUUUAAAAAAAAAAAAAAAAUUUUUUUUUUUUUUUUUUUUUUUUUUUGGUCUGAAGGGGAAAGGCAUUCUUUAUUUUUCCUUUUAUAAUGACUUACAGGCACAGUACCUAGUGCCGUGGCAGCCGGGACUCCGUGUUCUAACUCCUGCGGCCUCGCACUAACCGCUGGACUGAUUGUGCAUAAGAAUGAAAGCGUUAAAGGGUUUAACUACCAUUUUGUAGCUUUUCUUUAAAUUCCUGGUUAAUUUGGCUUUGAGCAGAUUGAUUCUUAACUUUGGAGAGCAUCCCGCCAGGUGGCCAGGUGAGGUUCCUAUGAUUCCUGACCCUCCCUAAGCCCCCAUUCUUUCCCCUAAGUUCUCUGUGCGCUUCCUCUUAAUAAUCUUAAAUGCGCUCUUCUCUUUCCUCUUUCUGACCCAAUAGAAAGAGAAAUUUAUUGACAGUAAUUCUUUAAAUAGCGUAAUUUAUUCAUUUAUAGCAUGUCAGGAUUAAUUAAAAGAACCUUUGUCUGAAAAUGCUGCCAGGAGCCUGUUGUAAAUGUAGGUAUUUUGUAAAAUAACCUUGAAACUGUAAAUUGACAGGUUUGUUCAGAUUGUGUCAGGUUUAAUUUGUUUUAUUUUUUUUCUCUUUCUUUUUUAAAUCUACUUUAGCAAUAAUUAAUUCCAUGAUCACCACAUUCUGCUAUUACAGAAUAUAUUAGCACCCUCCCACUGCAGAAAUCUUAAUGAGUGCGAACUUUUGGGGUAGGCAGCUUACUUGUUUCUUUUCUAUCCACCCAUGUGAGUUAAGGUAUUUGUUUCUUGACUAAUAAACCCUUUGAUACUUUUAGCCAGAAAUCAGUCUCAUAAAGCUAUUUUUGAGUAUAGUUUGUGUAAAAUAAAAAUGUUUAGCUUUGGUAAUAACUUUUCCGAGCUGAACUCCCUCUAGCAAGAUAUUUUUCAGUGCUUUUAUUUACUAUGCACUUAGACUAUGCACUUUUUCUGAAAUAUUUUUGUAACACUUAACUUUUUUGUAUUUUUGCCAUUUGAAAAGGUUGUGGUGUAGUUGGUCUGUAAUUAAGUUGCAGAUUUCAAACUGCUGUUAGCUUUGUAAAUCAAAAUAUAGGUGUUUCUGUCCUGGUAUAUCUUCAUUCCAUCUGCAGCUGGAGCUGGAAUCCCAUUGAUCUUCUAGCUACCAUUCAUUUUCUUCACAGUUCACAAAAGAAGAAUGUGAAAUUCAGUGAAUGCUGUUCCUAAUCCUGUCGGGAGAUGAAUCUCAUUUCACCAAAAUUAAAUUAUGUUUUUCCACUAAAAUGAUGAUACAAGUUGAAGACACAUCACUCUGAAAUUGGAAGACCUCACCACUUAAGGCUCCGCAGUGGCUUACUCAGCUGAACUCUAGGUUACUACUCUACUUUGUUCACCCAUUGGGGGGUGCAGUUUUUUUUAAAUGUCGGGAGAUGGCCAUUCUAACUACUGUUGAAUGUCUCUGUUUUGGGAAGGUAUAACAAGAAAAUAAAAAAGAAUAUAUAUGAA